Molecule: messenger RNA, 5560 nt
Organism: Eriocheir sinensis (Chinese mitten crab)
Lineage: Eukaryota; Metazoa; Arthropoda; Malacostraca; Decapoda; Varunidae
Product: agrin-like
Exons: 20
Coding region: 169-4017 (1282 amino acids)
Biological process (GO): multicellular organism development; cell differentiation
Molecular function (GO): protein binding
Source: RefSeq, a predicted model, not a curated record
CUGGUGUCGGGGGUGAGUAGACGUACACGACUCAACCUCCUGUGUGUACCUGUGUGUGUACGCGUGUGUGUGUACCACUGUAAACCCGUGUACGUACGUGCGUGUGUGUGUUUGUACCUGUGCCUUUACCUGCCUAUGUAAAGGAACGAAAGCGAGAGGAGACGAGCCAUGAAGGGGGAGCAGAGAGCCUUGGCGGUGGGGGUGGCGGUGGUCUGUUUGUUGACAUCACCAGCGUGGGGCGGACUGACACACUUCUCGCACCGGGCUGAAAGAUCAAUAGCAGGACCCGAAACGAACACAGUAAACGGAGGAGUAGGAGGAGGAGGACCAACAGGAGGAGGAGGAGGAGGAGGCGCUGACCCGUGCCCCGAGUUCUGUCCCUUCGACUACACGCCCGUCUGCGGCAGUGACGGCGUGACCUACACCAACCCUUGCACGCUGUCCCUGGCCACGUGUAGAGACGGCUCCAGCCUCACUGCGGCCUACAUGGGGGUGUGCGAUGUCAUCACUCCCGCCUUCGCUGCCGCUGCCGUCCCGCCCUCAGCUGGAGCGGGGGCCGGCGAAGGUGGCAGUGCGGGUGGCGGCGCGGGUGUCACGUGCCGCGAAGAAUGUCACCUGAUCUUAUUGCCCGUGUGCGGCAGUGACGGCGUCACCUACCCCAACAAGUGCCAGCUGGAGUUAGCGUCGUGCCUGCAGGGCGGCGGGCUCACCGUGGUGUCGGAGGGUGAAUGUGCCAAAGAAGAGUCGCUGUCACAGAGCCUUGGCGGCGAGUCUGGACAGGGCGCCUUGACCCCCCCACUAGGAGGCGUGGAGCUUUCUGGACCAGACCCAGCGACACCCUCGUGCUCGCAGCAGUGCACCCGCAUCUUCCUGCCCGUGUGCGGCAGUGACGGCGUCACAUACAACAACCUGUGCCUGCUGCAGAUCGUCGACUGUGAGAACAAAGCUGCCGGCGGCCCGGGCGUCUCCGUCACCGCGGAGGGAGCGUGUGACAAGGCGGCCGGUGUGGACGCCUUGCAGGUGGGCCCGACGACCUCGUGCUCGCAGCAGUGUACCCGCAUCUUCCUGCCCGUGUGCGGCAGCGACGGCGUCACCUACAACAACCUGUGCCUGUUGGAGAUCGCCAACUGCGAGAACAAAGCCGCGGGUGGUGCGGGCGUGACCGUUGCCGCGGAGGGCGCGUGUGGAGCCGCGACGGAGGCGCCGCAGCCCCCGUCCACCACGGAGAAACCUCCGUGCUCACAGCAGUGUACCCGCAUCUUCCUGCCCGUGUGCGGCAGCGACGGCGUCACCUACAACAACAUGUGCCUGCUGGAGAUCGCCGACUGCGAAAACAAAGCUGCCGGCGGCCCGGGCGUUUCUGUCGCUUCGGAGGGCGCGUGUGGAGCCGCAACGGAGGUCCCGCAGCCCCCAACUACUCAGGAGACAUCUUCGUGCUCAAAGCAGUGUACCCGCAUCUUCCUCCCCGUGUGCGGCAGCGACGGCGUCACCUACAACAACCUGUGCCUGCUGGAGAUCGCCGACUGUGAGAGUAGAGCCGCUGGUGGUCCGAGCGUCAUCGUCGCCUCAGAAGGGGCGUGUGGAGCCGCGACGGAGAAGCCGCCCUCGUGCUCGCAGCAGUGUACCCGCAUCCUCUUCCCCGUGUGCGGCAGCGACGGCGUCACCUACAACAACAUGUGUCUGCUGGAGAUUGCCGACUGUGAGAGCAGAGCCGCUGGUGGUCCGAGUGUCAUUGUCGUUUCGGAGGGCGCGUGUGGAGCCGCGACGGAGGCACCGCAGCCCCCGUCCACCACGGAGAAAGCAACGUGCUCACAGCAGUGCACCCGCAUCUUCCUGCCCGUGUGCGGCAGUGACGGCGUCACCUACAACAACCCGUGCCUGCUGGAGAUCGCCGACUGUGAGAACAAAGCUGCCGGCGGCCCGGGCGUCUCCGUCACCGCGGAGGGAGCGUGUGACCAGGCGGGCGGCGAGGACAACACUGUGGCGGGCAGCGGUGGGGACACCACGCAGGUGGGCGCGACGACCCCGUGCUCGCAGCAGUGUACCCGCAUCUUCCUGCCCGUGUGCGGCAGCGACGGCGUCACCUACAACAACCUGUGCCUGCUGGAGAUCGCAGACUGCGAGAACAAAGCCGCGGGCGGUGCGGGCGUGACCGUUGCCGCAGAGGGCGCGUGUGGAGCCGCGACGGAGGCGCCGCAGCCCCAGUCCACCACGGAGAAACCCACGUGCUCACAGCAGUGUACCCGUAUCUUCCUGCCCGUGUGCGGCAGUGACGGCGUCACAUACAACAACCUGUGCCUGCUGAAGAUCGUCGACUGCGAAAACAAAGCUGCCGGCGGCCCGGGCGUCUCCGUCACCGCGGAGGGCGCGUGUGACCAGGCGGGCGGCGAGGACAACACUGUGGCGGGCAGCGGCGGGGACACCACGCAGGUGGGCGCGACGACCCCGUGCUCGCAGCAGUGUACCCGCAUCUUCCUGCCCGUGUGCGGCAGCGACGGCGUCACCUACAACAACCUGUGCCUGCUGGAGAUCGCCGACUGCGAGAACAAAGCCGCGGGCGGUGCGGGCGUGACCGUCGCCGCGGAGGGCGCGUGUGGAGCCGCGACGGAGGCGCCGCAGCCCCCGUCCACCACGGAGAAACCCCCGUGCUCACAGCAGUGCACCCGCAUCUUCCUGCCCGUGUGCGGCAGUGACGGCGUCACCUACAACAACCUGUGCCUACUGGAGAUCGCCGACUGCGAGAACAAAGUUGCCGGCGGCCCGGGCGUUUCUGUCGCUUCUGAGGGCGCGUGUGGAGCCACGACGGAGGCGCCGCAGCCCCCGUCCACCACGGAGAAACCCCCGUGCUCACAGCAGUGCACCCGCAUCUUCCUCCCCGUGUGCGGCAGCGACGGCGUCACCUACAACAACCUGUGCCUCCUGAAGGUGGCAGACUGCAAGCGCAGAGCCGCGGGAGGCAAGGGCAUCUCUGCUGUGUCUGAGGGCGCGUGUGGCCGUGAAGAGCCUGCCGCCCCGCAGAGCUCCGAAGAAGUGUUCAGCUCCUGCAGGCGGAUGUGCACGCGCCACGCGGCGCCCGUGUGCGGCUCUGACGACGUCACGUACGAGAACGAAUGUCUUUUGGAGGACGCCAGCUGCCGCUCCAGGAGGGACACUGGGCGGUGGAUCUUCCUGCGUUACACUGGCCCGUGCGACUCAUCGUUCGACAUCAAGGGCAGCGGCUGCCGCGAUAACUGCCAGGAGGAGUACGAGCCCGUCUGCGGCUCCGACGGCCGGACGUACGACAACGAGUGUUUCCUGGACGCGUCCAACUGCGGGCGGUGGGCGCGGAAUGAGCAGGGCGUGUACCUAGUGGACGAGGGCCCCUGCGAGGGCGACGCACGCACGUCACAGGAGGUGAGGCCUUCCUUCAACAUGGCUCUUUCCUCCCCACACUCCUCGCCCCAAGAAGCAUCCCCAUCCACCCACUCCUCCCCCUCAUCUCCCCAACAGUCCUCCUCUUCAGUUGACUCCCCCCAGCUGGCCCCCCCGUCGUCCGGCUCACCCCCCUCGGCCCCCGUGUGCUCUGAGGCCUGCACGCGCGAGUUCCGGCCGGUGUGUGGCUCGGACGGGCUCACCUACAACAACCCAUGCGCCCUCGAGGUGGCAAACUGCAAGAGCCGCGCGCGAGGAGGCCUGACCGUGGAGACGAAGUUUGAAGGCCCUUGUGUGGCCGCGCUUCCGAAGGGCCCAGUGUGUGAGGCCAGCUGCGACAGGAGGUUCAGGCCGGUGUGUGGGAGCGACGGGGAGACGUACAGCAACCAGUGCCUCUUGGAGUACGCCGACUGCCAAAACCCAUUCUUCACCAUCGAGGCGGUACACGAAGGGCCCUGCCAGAGGUUACCACCAGCACCAGCAGGCCCCUCAGCAAGCUUGCCCUUCCUGCCGCCGCCCCUGCCACAGCCGGAGCCGGGGCACAGCAGAGAGUCAUCGUCAUCGGAGGAGGACCUGACCUACUCUGCCUAUAUCCUGGCUGUCUGAAGGGGAGGGGGUGAAGGGGAGGAGGAGGGGGGAGGGAGGGGAGAGGGCCAUGUUUUGUAUGCAUUUUCUUACUUACUUAAUUUUGCUGCUUUCUUUUUCCUCCCUAUUUUGUCUGUCUGAGGGGAGGGGGAAGGGGAGAUGGGAGAAAAGAGGAAGGGGAAGGAUGGGGUAGGCUGACACUAAAUCUUCUAUCUUCUUACCUCCUUACAUUUUCUCUCCUGUCUGUCUGUCUGUCUGUCUAAAAGGAAGAGGGGAAGGGGUGGGGAAGAGACGGGUGGGGGAGGGAAGAGGCGGGAGGAAGGGGAAGGCUGACGGUGAAUUUUCUUCCUAUUUUCUUUCCUUCCUCUUACUCUCUUUUCCCUCAUGCUUUAUAUUAUAUCAUGUCUGGGGAAGGGUGGGGGUAGGUAGGGGGAGGGGGGGAGGGAGGGGAGGAGAAAGGGGUAGUUAGUUACUUCUUCUUCCUUAAUUUCUACCUUUUUUUUCUCUCCUGCCUCUCUGUCUUUUUGUCUAAGGGAGAGGGAGAUGAGGAGGAGGAGGAGGAGGAGGAGAGGGGAAGAAUGGAGGGGAAGGGUGGGUUGUCCAAUCAUUUGCUUUCUUUCCCCUUUUUCCUUGUUCUUUUCACUCCAUGUCAGGCUCUAAGGGAAAUGGGUGAGGGAGGGAGAGGAAGGGGAGAGGAGAAGAGAGGAAGGGGGGGGAGGAAGGGGUACGCUGUUUGCUCAACUUCCCAUUUUCUUUCUACUUUUCAAACUUUCCUUUCUCUCCUAAUCUGUCUUGCGGCCUGCCAGUCUGUCUGAAGGGAAGGGGAAGGGAAAGGGAGGGGAAGGGGAGGAAGGGAGAGUGAGGGGAAGGAAAUAAGUUGUCUAUGUUCUUCUGUUUUGUUUUCCGACCUGAGAGAGAAAGUAAGGGGAGGGGGAAGGAGAGAGAGGGAGAGAGAGGGGAGGAGGAAGGGUAGGUAAGGGAAGGAAAAGGGAAAUAGUUUAGUCUCUCCUCAUUCUCUUUACAUUCUUUUCCCCUCUUCUUUAUCAUUUUUAUCAUCUAUCCCCUUCCUUUUUUUACGAUUCUCUUGAGUGAAGGGGAAUGGGAGAGGGAAAAAGGAAAGGGGAAGAAAGGGUUAAGAAAAGAGGGGAAGGGGAUGAGAAAGGUAAGAGGGAAGGGGAAUAAGGGGUAAAGAAAGAAGGAAGAGGAAGAAAGGGUGACGAAAAAGGGGAAGGGGAAUGAAAAGGAGGGUAAAGGUUAAGUCUCUUGUCUAUCUCUUCCUCAUUUCUCUCUUCUCCUUUCCCUCCUCUCUAUUCUUCCUUAUUCCUCUUCCGUACAAGUUAAAAAAGGAGGAGGAGGAGGAGAAGGAGGGGAGAAAGAGGAGAAGAAAGUGGAAGAGGAAGAGUAAGAGGAGGAAAUACGAAGGAAAAGAAGAGAGAACCAUUAACAUAUUCCUCUUCCUCUUCCUCUUCUUCCUCUUCUUACCUGCGACAAGUUUCCAAAGUUAAAUGGAAAGAAAAUGGAUGAAUUAUUUAAAUGCGUGUAAAAUAAAAUCUACCUGUCAGUG